GAAAAAAGGGUCUUUCGCUGAAGAACUUUCAUUUAUUCUGCACCUCUGUUGAAGCAGAUUUUGAUCGAGUGUUUGCAAAAUCAGAAUCCAAUUUCGAUUUCCAUUUCAAAAUCAGGAAUCAAAUCUAUGUCUGCAUCAUAUUGAUUGAAUCCGCAGGAGAUUUUGAUUUUUGGGUCUUUUAAAUAUGCGCUUGUGAGCUGAUAAAAACCAAAAAGCUACAAUUUUGUGAAUUAUUUUAGUUGUCGAGUGGAAUUGCUUGGGAUUCUAAAUGGAAGAGACUGGGGAUGCUGUAAAGGAGAAGAAAUUAGUUUUUGUAACUGUGGGAACUACUUGCUUUGAUGCUCUUGUUAGAGCCGCGGAUGCUCAGGAUUUGAAGGGGGAGUUGUUAAAAAGAGGGUAUACCCAUCUCCUCAUUCAAAUGGGUAGAGGGUCCUAUAUCCCAACAAAGUCAGCUGGAGAGGAUGGUUCCUUGGCUGUGGACUACUUUACAUUUUCUUCCAGCAUUGCUGACCAUCUGAGAUCAGCAUCUCUUGUGAUUAGUCAUGCAGGAUCUGGUAGCAUAUUUGAGACUCUGCGGCUUGGUAAACCUCUAAUUGUGGUGGUGAAUGAAGAUUUGAUGGAUAAUCAUCAAAGUGAGCUUGCAGAAGAGCUAGCAGAGAGGAAGCAUUUGUAUUGUGCUCGUCCUCAGAACCUUUGUCACACAAUAGCCAGCAUGAACUUGGAGUCUCUGCUUCCAUACUGUCCAGGAGAUGCUACACCAAUUGCCAAACUUAUAAACAGGUUCCUAGGUUUUCCAGAUGAUUGAUAAAACUGUAUAGCUUACAACUUCAGUUCAGGAAGAGGCCUUGAGCCCUUGAGAUGCUUCAUGUGUAUGAAUGAGGCAUCUAUAGGAAGUUCCAAUAUUCUGAAUGGAUUCUUUGCGUAUUCCACUGAACUUUUGCAUCACUCAUUACUUUUUGUGACAGAUAAUUGGAAACAUGAAUUACUUUAACUGCUGCAAACAAAGGUAGGAGUUAUCCUUUGGCCUUUUGCACUCAUAUGGCAGUGAUGGUCAUGACAUGGUUUGGCUUGCCUGCAUAUCCAUCAAGGAAUCUUAGGUAGCCAAAAUUAAAAUCCUGUUUAGUAAGGAGUGCUGGUGGGUACAUUGAUGGUCUUUUGCGAUGUUUCCAAAAAGGAGUUUUGAUGAUAUGCUUGAUAUUUUAUUUAUUUUAUCUGUAAAAACUGUCAGAUGCAAAAAUGUAAGGGUAGAUGUAAAUGUU
Messenger RNA from Rubroshorea leprosula, 1259 nucleotides. The record is from the annotation of a GenBank genome assembly. Lineage: Eukaryota; Viridiplantae; Streptophyta; Magnoliopsida; Malvales; Dipterocarpaceae.